AUGUUUGCAAUUUUCUUUGCUCUAGCCCUUUCAGCGGAUCAAGCCGAAGAUCCAGGCAAAGAUUGCGUUGAAGAUCCAGUCGCUGGCGCCAGUUCUUUUUUCUUGAAGCUUGCUAAACCAGCCGCCCCAAUUUCAGAAAAAUUAGCAUCUUACUUUACAAAAGAAAAAAUUACCGAUGAAUUUAACCUUGAAAGCCCAAUGGGGUUCGCAGCUUAUUUCAUCGGAUUCGUUAUCGUAAUUAUUGCUUUCGUCGUUAUUUUCUGCAUGUUCUUUUGCUGUUCAGCCUGCUUCUCUUGCUGCUGCUUCAAACCAGAGAAAAGCAAGAAGUUCAAGUGGUCUCUCGCAAUUCCUCACCUCGCUUUCAUUGGCAUCAUGGUUGUCGCUAUUAUCAUCUUCUACGUUUCAGCAUCAAAUAUUGUUAAGGGAUUCGGCAAUGCUGCUAAGAUCAACAAGAAUUUCACCGCAUUCAUCACAAACAUCAUCGACGCCAUUAAAGGAGUUGUCGAAAAUGGUGUAAACCUUGUUACUGGUAUGGUUACAAAGGCUGUUACAGUUUUCAAAGACUUUAUUGCUGCUGUUGAUGAUAAAAUAGGUAAAAUGGAAACUUCUUCACAACAAGCUGAAACAAAGUCAAAUGAAGCUGUUACAUAUGCACAAGGUGAAUUACAAACAUCUGCCAAUACUCUUAACAACAACUUCAAGACUGGAUGUCACCAAUCCAAUGUUUUAAUUGAUAACUCCAAGGUUAUUAACAAACUUACAGAUGUCAAAUCUAAGAUGUCCAAAUUGAAGAAUUCCAUCAAUAAAAUCAAGGAUGUUAGAAACAAGAUCGAAAAUUCUGUCACAGAAAUGGAAAAUAAAGUUGAUGGCAUGGUCCAGAACUUCAAGGAUGAUGUUACAAAUGCAGUUGCCGGCACAAACUAUGUUUCCUUCACUGAUUUCCUUGAUACAGCUGAUAAGUACAUCCAACCAGCCAACAAGUGGAUCAAAGUUGUUGUUAUCCUUGCCGUUGUAAUCCUUAGCAUCCUCAUUGCUACAUUCGGCAUCAUCUACUUCUUCAACUGCUGCUGCAGCAGAUGCCUCGCUGGCUGCUUCCCAAUGUUCGCCUACCUCUUCACAUUACUCUUAGGCCUUCCUUGCAUCGUAUUCGCUAUCACUACACCUAUUUUCUUCGGCAUUUGCCCGAAGCUCGAACCAUAUAUCCAAAAAUACGGCGGCGACUUCCUUCCAGAAAACAUUACCCUCACUGAUGCCCUCUACUGCAAUGGAACAGAGAAGUCCCUUUACAAUCUCUUGCAUCUUGGUGAAAAAUUCGGAAUUGACAACCAAAUUGAGAAAUUCAAGGAAAAUUUGGAAGGCACUCUCACAAAAGUCGAAGGUGGUGCUUCACUGGAAUCCCUUGACAAUGCUUCCAACAUCGAUACAAGUUCAUACUCCGCUGAAUCUCUCGAAGAAGAUAUCAGUAGGAGAAACGAACUCAAGGCAGCUGUUGCAUCAUGCCCCAACAAAGAUCGACUUGAUCAAAACAUCGAUGACUACUUCAAUAAGCUCGAUCAUCAACUCAAGCCAAAGAUCGACCAAAUGAACAAAUCUGUUGCAGAGACAGUUAGUCUUUCUCGUACAAUUGGCCCAUUGAUGAACGAGUCAACAUAUACCACACAAAACAUUUUGGACGCUUUCGUUGUUGAUUUCAACGCAACAGUCAUCGGUGGCUUGAAGUCAGAUCUCACAUGCUAUGGCCUCUGCGGACUUUACGUUCCAAUCAGAAACGCCAUGUGCAGCAACCUCGUCAACGGUGGUGCCUUCUGGAUGAUCGCCGCUGUCAUCAUGAUGAUCGACUGCAUCUGCGUCAUGUUCUCACUCUGCCUCCGCAGAAAGAAUAUGGCUCCAGUCAAAGUUGAAUCUGACAGUGGAUACUCAUACAGUGGAGAUGGUCAGUCAAAGCAUGAGUACUAA
Molecule: messenger RNA, 1956 nt
Organism: Trichomonas vaginalis G3
Lineage: Eukaryota; Parabasalia; Trichomonadida; Trichomonadidae
Product: tweety family
Exons: 1
Coding region: 1-1956 (651 amino acids)
Cellular component (GO): plasma membrane
Molecular function (GO): volume-sensitive chloride channel activity; intracellularly calcium-gated chloride channel activity
Source: RefSeq, a predicted model, not a curated record